This is a messenger RNA of Hemicordylus capensis (graceful crag lizard), 1728 nucleotides long. It is a transcript of the gene MATN1, whose product is annotated as matrilin 1. Lineage: Eukaryota; Metazoa; Chordata; Lepidosauria; Squamata; Cordylidae. The transcript has 8 exons. The record is from RefSeq and is a predicted model, not a curated record. Bases 11 to 1489 code for a protein of 492 amino acids. Gene Ontology annotation, molecular function: calcium ion binding.
GAGAGCAAUCAUGACACUGACGUUUGCUGGCUUCCUGCUCUCUGUGGUGCUCCUCCUUCAGGAGCAAGGAGUUCGCGGGUUCCCUCCUCAGCUCAGAGGUGCCCAUUGCAGGACAAGGCCUACGGACCUGGUGUUUAUCAUAGACAGCUCUCGGAGUGUGCGUCCCAAUGAAUUUGAGCAAGUCAAGGUUUUCCUGUCCCAGGUCAUCGAGUCACUGGACGUGGGACCAAAUGCUACCCGGGUUGGCGUCAUCAAUUAUGCCAGUGCGGUCAAGAAUGAAGUGUCCCUCAAGACUCACCGUACCAAGGCCGGCCUACUGCAAGCUGUUCGCCGGGUUGAGCCCCUCUCCACUGGGACCAUGACGGGCCUAGCCAUCCAGUUUGCAAUCAACAGGGGCUUCAGUGAGGGUGAAGGAGCUAGAGUGCGGUCGCCAGAUAUUAACAAGGUGGCCAUCAUCGUGACAGAUGGGCGCCCUCAGGAUGGUGUGAAGGACGUGUCAGCAAGAGCAAGGGCUCUUGGGAUUGAAAUCUUCGCCAUUGGCGUGGGCCGUGUGGACAUGCACACCUUGAGGCAGAUGGCCAGUGAACCUCUGGAUGACCACGUGGAUUAUGUGGAGAGCUACAGCGUCAUCGAAAAGUUGACCAAGAAGUUCCAAGAAGCUUUCUGUGCUGUGUCAGACCUCUGCGCCACUGGAGACCACGACUGUCAGCAGAUGUGUGUCAGUACAGGCGCAUCGUACACAUGUGCAUGUAGAGAGGGGUUUACACUUAACAGUGAUGGGAAAACCUGCAAUGCUUGCAGUGGUGGGGCGGCCACGGAUCUUGUCUUCCUGAUUGAUGGAUCCAAGAGUGUGAGGCCGGAGAACUUUGAGCUAGUGAAGAAAUUCAUCAACCAGAUCGUGGAUUCUCUAGAUGUGUCAGACAAAAAUGCACAUGUGGGCCUAGUCCAAUACUCCAGUUCAGUCAGACAGGAAUUCCCACUGGGGCAAUUCAAGAGCAAGAAGGAUAUCAAAGCAGCCGUGAGAAAGAUGGCCUACAUGGAGAAAGGCACCAUGACCGGUCAAGCUUUGAAGUACCUCGUUGACAAUUCUUUCGCCAUCUCCAGUGGGGCAAGGCCUGGUGUCCCCAAGGUAGCAAUUGUAUUUACAGAUGGCCGGUCACAAGAUUACAUCAACGAUGCUGCCAAGAAAGCCAAAGAACUAGGCUACAAGAUGUUUGCUGUUGGAGUGGGCAAUGCUGUUGAAGAUGAGCUGAAAGAAAUUGCCUCCGAGCCCGUAAUGGAGCACUACUUCUACACGGCCGAUUUCAGAACCAUCAACCAAAUUGGAAAGAAACUGCAGAGUAAAAUCUGUGUCGAAGAAGAUCCAUGUGAAUGUGAAACCAUUGUGAAGUUCCAGACGAAGGUGGAUAACCUUAUAAAGGCACUGACACGGAAGCUGGAAGCUGUGACGAAAAAGCUUAUUGCUCUGGAAAACAGAAUCACCGUUUAAAAAACAGGCCCUCUCCCUGCCUCUCCUUCCUAACAUAAAAUAAACACACCCAGAAGACUUUUACUGAUAUGAAUGGGCAGCUCGUCUGCAGUUCCACAACAGGCUUUAUAUCUAUUUUAAUGAAAUGACUAUUCUACCUGCCUUCCUUCUGAGAGGAAAAGAACACACACACUUAACAGUAGAGUAUAUGUCAUGAUAAAGCACAGUAAAUCCUUGUGUACCAAACUAUGUUAAACUUU